CCCUUCCCCGACCAGCCGUCUAUAUCACCACACUACCCCACACCACACACACCACAACCACCCACGCAACCAACCUCCAAUGUCCCAAAUCUUCCAAACCAUCCUCACCUACCUCCCCAACACAACCCCGCUCACCAGCAACAUCACCACCACAAUGAGCAGCCUACCCACCACCCUGUCGGACCCCAACUACGCCUCCACCCCGCUCACCCUCCCGCGACUGGGCCUCGCCCUCCUCCGGCUGGCCCCGCUGAUCAUCUCCUCGGGCUCCCUCAUGUGCGCGUGGGACCAACAAAACGCCUUCGGCUCGUUCCUCACGCCCCCCCUCCUCGCCAAACCGGGCCACCUGUCCGCCCACGUCGUGGUCGACUGGUUCGCCGCCUACGCGCGCCCCACCAAAUGGGUCAUCUUCCUGGGCUACCCGCUGGCGCUGGCAUUCUCGUUCAUCAACGCCUUCACGGCGGCGGGCGACGGCCUGCACCCGCAGACCCGCACCUUCUACGCCCUGGGCGGGGUGUUGUCCAUCCUGCACUUCUAUUUCGGGGCGUAUUCGAUGAUGUGGAAUGCGCGCAUCUCGACCAAGACGAAUGUGGGCAAGGCGAAUGAGGAUGCGCUGAGGGGUUGGUUGGGGAAUAAUGGCACUAGGAUGGUGGUGGUGAAUUUGCCGGCUUGGGUGUUGUUUAUUUGUGCGACGGCGACGUUUGUGAGGGUUUAG
This is a messenger RNA of Aspergillus heteromorphus CBS 117.55, 715 nucleotides long. RefSeq lists its product as uncharacterized. The record is from RefSeq and is a predicted model, not a curated record. Lineage: Eukaryota; Fungi; Ascomycota; Eurotiomycetes; Eurotiales; Aspergillaceae. The coding region runs from base 80 to 715 and encodes 211 amino acids. The transcript has a single exon.